AUGGCAGGUGAUAAAAAAUCCCUGCAUCCAGCAUUUGUUGUGACAAACAUAAAAACCCUAAUCUCUAUUCUCCUUCAUAUCAAACAGGAUGAAUAUUCUUCAUGGGUUUUUCUCUUUGAACUACAUCUUCAAGCUCACGGUCUUCUAUUCCUCAUUGAUGGAACCGCACCACCAACGGAGAUUGACAAAAAUAUCUUGACUCAACUCGACGCUUUGUGCCGUCAAUGGAUGUUCUCCACCAUGGCCAAGGACUUGAUGCUCACGGUUUUGAAAUCCGGAAAAACCGCAAGAGCACUUUGGGAUCAUCUUCAAAAUCUUUUUCAAGAUAACAAAGGUAAUCGUGCUGCAACCCUUGAAAGUAAAUUUUUCAAUCUAAAGUUUGUUGAUUGUGCUAGCAUUGAUGACUACUGUGACAAGCUUAAGUCAUUGUCGGAUCGAUUGACUGAUCUUGACUUCCCCAUGAAUGACAAACGGUUGGUUAUCCAACUUGUCAAUGGUCUUUCGGAGGAAUACAACAUUGUUGCGUCCUUCAUUCAACAGUUUAUGCCAACGUUUGAUGCUGCCCGUUCACAACUGCGCACCGAAGAAAUUUGUCGUACGCAACAAACCUCCAUGGCAUCUUCUACAGCCCUAGCAGCCACCGGUUCCUCCACAAGACAGCGUCCUCAGCGCUCCGGCUACAACAAGCGGAAUCAGCACCAUCAACGCCCUCAAACCCAACAACUUUCAGCAGAACCCCCACUUCUGCCAAUCCAGGCCCAGUUCCGUCAGCCCAAUAACCCACCAUCAAGCACCAUCGUGUUUAGUGCUUAA
Molecule: messenger RNA, 813 nt
Organism: Papaver somniferum (opium poppy)
Lineage: Eukaryota; Viridiplantae; Streptophyta; Magnoliopsida; Ranunculales; Papaveraceae
Exons: 1
Coding region: 1-813 (270 amino acids)
Source: RefSeq, a predicted model, not a curated record